Molecule: messenger RNA, 3549 nt
Organism: Lampris incognitus (smalleye Pacific opah)
Lineage: Eukaryota; Metazoa; Chordata; Actinopteri; Lampriformes; Lampridae
Gene: stac
Product: SH3 and cysteine rich domain
Exons: 12
Coding region: 449-1783 (444 amino acids)
Biological process (GO): skeletal muscle contraction; positive regulation of voltage-gated calcium channel activity; positive regulation of protein localization to plasma membrane
Cellular component (GO): extrinsic component of cytoplasmic side of plasma membrane
Molecular function (GO): transmembrane transporter binding
Source: RefSeq, a predicted model, not a curated record
AGGCAGCCCUCCACCCUUUUUACUGGAGCCUCCUCCAUCAGGCAGCGCGCCGGCUCGCUGGGGAUAAUUACACGAGCCAAGCCGAGAUCAGCUGUAAAACUUCCCUUAACAGACUCUGUAAGUUUUAAACCGGACUUUAAAGACGACUUCAAACCCGUGAUACGACCACCACGAAUUCCACUCUUCUUGGAUUUUGGAGUUGUCUUGUUUCGCACCCCCCCCGCCCCCCGCACCCCGCACCCCUUUUCGGUCGUUCCCCCGACUCCACGUUUUUUGGUUUUAGUGGCGCGAUGAGCAUGUCUGGCAUCUCAGCGUCUUCUCCGUCCCAGGACACAGCGACCCUCUGAUGUCACGUGUUGAUGUAAACACUUGGUGAAGUUUGAAACGAAACGGAAGGAAGAACAGAAAGAAAGCGGCGACAGUUUUGGUUUGAUUGGCCCAAGAGAGGAUGAUCCCACCUGCUAACAUGAUCCAGGACGAACGUGGCGGUAAAGAGAACGAACGGGAGGUGUCGGAGAGCCCCCAGUCCCCGGCAAUAAGUGUCAAUCAACCGGAAACGAAGAAUACACUGAGGCCUGAGCACCACAAGCGCAAGCUGCAGAAACUGAAGCGCUCCUUGUCCUUCAAGACCAAGAGCAUCCGCAGCAAGAGCGCUGACAACUUCUUCCGGACCAGCAACGACAACAAGACAGAGUUGCUCUCCGACGUGAGCAGCAGCACGGGCCAUCUCAGUACUAUUGGGAUGGCCCCCCCUCACACCAUCAACCUCCCCAUUCCUCCAGUCCCCCCAGCCAUCCCCUGUGCCCCUCCUCCUUCAUCGCGUUCCCCUUCACGCAACCCAUUUCAGCUAGACUCGGCGGGACACUGUUUCAUGGAGCACAUCUUCAAGAAGCCCACCUUCUGCGAUGUCUGCAACCACAUGAUUGUAGGUACGACAGCCAAGCACGUGGUGUUCCUGGCAGGGAAUACGGCAAAACAUGGCCUGCGCUGCAAAGCCUGCAAGAUGAGCCUCCAUCACAAAUGUGAGAACGGAGUGGGGCAGCAACGUUGCAUGGGCAAACUGCCAAAAGGCUUUCGACGGUACUACAGCUCUCCAUUACUGAUCCAAGAACAGUUUGGGUGUAUCAAAGAGGUCAUGCCCAUCGCUUGUGGAAAUAAGGUGGACCCUGUGUACGAGGCCCUGAGAUUCGGUACAUCACUUGCACAAAAGGCCAAGAGAGCCAGUGGCUCUGAAUCUCCUCACAGAAACUCGACCAGUGACUUGGACAAGGUUCCAGAGGAAGCUGUAGCUCACAGCAGUAGGCACGAGCUGUCCAGGAAACACAGUGAUGAUGUUUUUACAGCCCUUGAGAAUGGAACAGAUCAUUACCAUCAGCCAGAGAGGAAGCCGGAGGAUUUGCUGGAGCGGAGACAACUUCAGAAGGACCCCGAGCACAACACCUAUGUGGCCUUGUACAAUUUCAUUCCCCAGGAGAGCCAUGACUUAGAGAUGAGACCAGGAGAUAAAAUCAUUCUUGCUGAUGACUCCAAUGAUGACUGGUGGAGGGGCGUAAUCGAGGACAGGGUUGGCUUCUUCCCAGCAUCAUUUGCUCAUCAGGUGCUGGCUAAAGACCAAGUGUACAGGUGUAACAGGACGUUCAUUGGAUGUAAAGAGCAAGGCCAGAUCACCCUGAAGCAAGGCCAGAUUUGCGUCAGCAGCGAGGGCGAAUGCAGCGGCUUCGUCAGAGUGGCCAGCGGAAAAAAGAGAGGCUACGUGCCCUGUGACAUUCUCGAAAUCAUCUGAGAGAAACCACUGAACGAAUUCGGGAGAGGGGCAGAGAUGGCAAACGAGGCAGAGAGCGAGAGAGAGAGUCAGCGAGGGUAUGUUGACUGGGACAGGAGCACUUGGGUCGGUUAUCGGGCUCCCGAAAGGGGGCCGACGAGAGGAAACCAUUCAACUUCAAAAUGGCUGCAUGAGACCAACUGCAGGAACUGGCCCUCGAUAGACGGCAACUAUAAAACGUGUUGGACCUUCACUCGCUACGGACAACUUUACUCCUCCUGCUCAGAGUUCCCAUUAGGCUCUCAUUGCCCACUCCCUCGCUCUCUCUCAGCUUGUGGAUGCUGAGGUGAUGGACUGUGUGUUGUUUGGGGAGACAUCCGUUCACUGUAUCACUGGAUUUGGUUUGAUUUAGAGGGUGCAUUUCCUUUCUUUAUUUUGACGUUUCUUUGUUGCUUCUGUUUUAUUAGUUUCCUUCCAGUACAAAAUGAACGGGGUUCGUCUUUGAGAAGGAUUUGUCUUUGCCAGGAAGAAAAGUGAGUUGACUGUAUGAGCUCAAAAAAAGGGAAACACAUAUUUACAACAGUUUUCUUUUUUCAAAAGGUUUCAUGCAAAUAAUGGCAUUUCGCCCUCAAGGUAAUGUAGCGGUCAUGCUUUGACAUUAAGUUCCAGGCGAUAGUUUGGACAGCUUUUAACUUUUAUUAUCAAAGUAGUUGCCGGUAAAUUCUAUGCUGAAUCGUGUGGUUAUUUUCCCUACCAUCAACUAAUAUGACAAACGGUUCAUAAUAUUAAUGAAUGUAUAAAAUAAUGCAUAUAUUACACAACUAACCUUACAGAAGUAUUUGACAAAAGGACUUCAAACUUUCAUAUAGCUUUCAAGGUGGGGAAAAAAGUAAUUGUAUUGCCUCUAGUUCACAAUUACAGACUUUACUAUUACACCAUUAAAUUAGUACCAUGCAUUUCUUUAUGCAACAAGAGAAGAACAGCAAAACUCACAAGGUGCAUCGGAAAGGUUUGGGUGAAUGUGUGAAGAGAUUAGAGACUCACUUUUCUUUCAAAAAAUACCCCAUCCCACUUUCUGGUAUCAUGUCCAGUUGGUUGCUCAUUGCAAUCUCAGGUUUUACUUAAGAACCUUUAAAACAUUUCCACUGAACUGACGAUUGAGUAAACACCACCUUUACUGUCCAGUGUGUUGGUGCUUUACACUUACAUGGUAGUAAUGUAUGAAAUUUGAGCUAAUCUUGAGUUCACUGGAUGUGAUUUUGACAAAAGUCUGUGUUAUUGUGAAAUACGGGGGGGGCAUAGGUACAGAGUACUUGUUGAUAACCGACAUGUUUUCUGCUGUGUACUUUUUUGCUCGACAGUAAAUGAUCAGAGUUAGGACUGACUCGUGAACACGUGAGAGUAUAUACACGACAUGAGACCGAUGCUUUUCCAGUCACCGCUUUCACCUCCAAUGUGAUCUCUCCGCUGUGGUUUUUCCUCUUUCCUGGCACAGAAUAUUCUAAGGAGGAUUUCCUGUUCAGAGCCAAGUUGAGGGAGUUUAUGGGAGGGUUUUUCACCACAGCAGACACAAUAUAUCGCCCAAGGGUCAUGUUGCACUGAAACUCGUCUCCACCAUGCAGAACGUCCAAACCCAUUGUAUUGUUCAUAUUGUGUGCACAAGAACAAACUCCCCCGAUUAUUAAAAUGACCAAAUGUUAUCGAUGUUGUUUGUGUUUUGGCAUGUAUGUUUUGUUUUUGUUUUUUUUAGAACAUUUAUUUUGGGAAGGGGCAAUGUACAUUAAUAA